Messenger RNA from Struthio camelus australis, 3891 nucleotides. NCBI's taxonomy places the organism in Eukaryota, Metazoa, Chordata, Aves, Struthioniformes, Struthionidae. The record is from RefSeq and is a predicted model, not a curated record.
GAACUGAAAUACAGUUACAGGCUGACUAAGGAGUCAGAAUAAGACUGAAUCCUGCUCUGUGACCUUUCUAUACCUGGACCAUGAACGUGCUCUUUGGCUUCAUGCUUUAGAAACCUUUGUAGUAACUCUGUGAAGCUGCUGGAAAUCAUGGCAUUCUCUCCAUGGAAGCUGUCCUCUCAGAAACUCGGCUUUUUUUUGGUGACUUUUGGUUUCAUUUGGGGAAUGAUGCUUCUGCAUUUUACUAUUCAGCAGCAAACACAACAUGAAAGCAGUUCAGUCCUGCGUGAGCAAAUUUUGGAUCUCAGCAAAAGAUACAUCAAAGCACUAGCUGAAGAAAAUAGAAAUGUUGUAGAUGGGCCUUAUGUUGGGACAGUGACAGCAUACGAUCUGAAGAAGACGCUUGCUGUCUUAUUGGAUAAUAUCUUGCAGCGCAUUGGGAAGCUAGAGUCAAAGGUGGAAAAUCUUGUACUUAAUGGAACAGGAGCAAACUCUACCAACAAUACUACUACUCCUGCUCCCAGCCUAGGAACGGCUGAAAAGCUUAAUGUUGCAGAUCUCAUAAAUGGAGCCCAAGAACAGUGUGAAUUGCCUCCUAUGGAUGGUUUUCCUCACUGUGAAGGGAAAAUAAAGUGGAUGAAAGAUAUGUGGCGAUCAGAUCCCUGCUACGCGAGUUACGGUGUAGAUGGGUCCACGUGCUCCUUUUUUAUUUACCUCAGUGAGGUUGAAAAUUGGUGUCCUCGUUUACCUUGGAGAGCAAAAAAUCCUGAUGAAGAAACUGAUCAAAAAACAAUGGCUGAAAUUCGUAUCAACUUUGAUUAUCUCUACAAAAUGAUGUCAAGGCAUGAGGAAUUCAGGUGGAUGAUGUUACGCAUCAGACGGAUGGCUGAUGCCUGGAUUGAAUCAAUUAAAUCACUUGCAGAAAAACAAAAUUUAGAGAAGAGAAAGCGAAAAAAGAUUCUUGUUCAUUUGGGACUUUUGACAAAAGAAUCUGGAUUCAAGAUCGCAGAGAAUGCAUUUAGUGGUGGCCCACUUGGUGAACUAGUCCAGUGGAGUGAUUUAAUUACAUCUCUCUACUUACUGGGACAUGACAUCAGGAUUUCAGCUUCACUGGCAGAGCUCAAGGAAAUUAUGAAAAAGGUUGUAGGUAACAGAUCUGGCUGCCCUACCCAGGGGGAUAAAGUUGUCGAACUCAUUUACAUUGAUAUUGUGGGACUCACUCAGUUUAAGAAAACUCUUGGUCCAUCAUGGGUACAUUACCAGUGCAUGUUAAGAGUUCUGGAUUCCUUUGGAACUGAACCGGAGUUUAACCAUGCCCAUUAUGCCCAAUCUAAAGGCCACAAGACACCAUGGGGAAAAUGGAACCUUAAUCCACAGCAGUUUUAUACAAUGUUCCCUCAUACUCCGGAUAACAGUUUCCUUGGAUUUGUGGUAGAGCAGCAUCUGAAUUCCAGUGACAUUAAACACAUUAAUGACAUCAAAAGGCAGAAUCAGUCUCUAGUUUAUGGCAAAGUGGAUAACUUCUGGAAGGAUAAGAAGGCUUAUCUGGACAUCAUUCACACCUAUAUGGAAGUCCAUGGAACUGUUCAUGGGACCAGCACUAUUCAUAUGCCCGGCUACGUGAAGAACCAUGGUAUACUCAGCGGACGGGAUUUGCAGUUUCUGCUGAGAGAGACCAAACUGUUUGUUGGUCUCGGAUUCCCGUAUGAAGGGCCUGCUCCUUUAGAAGCUAUUGCUAAUGGAUGUGCUUUUCUAAAUUUAAGAUUUAGCCCACCCAAAAGUAGCAAGAAUACAGAAUUUUUCAAAGGCAAGCCUACGCUCCGAGAGUUGACAUCUCAGCAUCCCUAUGCUGAAGUUUACAUUGGGAAGCCUCAUGUCUGGACUGUAGACAUCAAUGAUCGUUCUGAAGUUGAGAAGGCAGUGAAAGCAAUUUUGAAUCAAAAGAUUGACCCUUAUUUACCCUACGAGUUUACGUGUGAGGGAAUGCUGCAGAGGAUGAAUGCGUUUAUCGAAAGACAGGAUUUCUGUCACGGGCAGGUGAUGUGGCCCCCAUUAAGUGCCCUUCAAGUGAAAACGGCUGAACCUGGAAAAUCCUGUAAGCAAGUUUGUCAGGAAAACCAGCUCAUCUGUGAGCCUUCCUUCUUCCAGCAUCUUAACAAGGACAAAGCUCUGCUUAAGCAUAAUAUUGAAUGUCAUACCGUCGAGUCUGCGAAUGAUAUCGUGGUCCCCUCUUUUGACGGAAGAAGGAAGCACUGUGUUUUCCAGGGUGACCUCUUACUGUUCAGCUGUGCCGGAUCCCACCCAACCCACAGAAGGAUCUGCCCCUGCAGAGACUACAUUAAAGGACAGGUUGCGCUUUGUAAAGACUGCCUAUAGCAGCAGCAGAGCUCCUUUUGAGUUGGGGACAAGAUGUGAGUAGUUUUGAGAGAAACUACUUAUUACUUCCUGCACUUUUGUCCAGGUUUCUUGCUGCAGGCAGAGCGAUCAUUGCUGGGCGGAAUUAUCUACUAAGAGGAGGGAUUCAUAAUGAACAGUUAACUGAUGUUUUUUUUUUUCCUAUGAGAACAUUUGCAGCGUAACUCUUCAAAUCCCUCCAUCUGCUUGAGAAAAGAAAUGAGUUUCAUGUUCUACAGCGAUUUGAAGGUGACUGCGCAGAAUAGUUUGUAGAGAAUUCCCAGACCCAUCAAACUUCUUUUGCUGUUUGGGUGAAGCAAGUGUUUUCUAUUUUUUUUUUUUAAAGAGUUAGAACAUCUUCCAUCAUGGUUAGCUAACGGAUCUCAACUUCUUUCCGGUAGAAAAUUGAAAAAAGUGUGGUUGAGGGGAGAGGGGGUUACAGGGAGGGAGGACUAAAAUUCAGUAUGGUGCACUGCUUUGGGGACUGCUUUAGCUUGAGUGGCUAUAAAGCGGUUUACUUCACAAGAACUUGGAAUCAUAAGAUAGCUCUAUAUCCUGUGGCUGGGUUUUCUGGGCCCAGUCGUUUUUUCUUUUCUUUCUUUUUCCUUUUUUUUUUUUUUUUAAAAACUUUGUAUACAGCAAGGUAUUGUCUGCAUCACAGCUGCUGUACCAGAGCAGUCUAAAUAGCGUCGUGAAUGAGCGAAUAGGCAGUUGCCAGCGUUUGACCCAUCUUGAUGACGUGACAGCUGACUAGGGUAGUGGCACUUUUCGCUAUGGAAAAGCUACAAAAACAUACGGCCGUUUUCAGAAUGGACUUGUCACGGUUUACUGGUCCCACUUAGAGAGUAAUCCUUGGGAUUUGCCCAUGCUUCUGUUGUAGUCAGUCUACUAGAAAUACUGCGUGAAGCAAAAAGUAUUCAGCAUCGUUGGAGCAAUAUUAUUGCUAGAGCCUCAGUUUGCUACGCCUUCCAGUAGUUGAAGUGUUGCUGAAUGGCACAGAAAGGUUCAACUAUGCUAACUAUAAUUAUUGUAUGAUAGAAAUGUAAAAUGUCUUCAUAACUAGUUAGGUUUUUAAAGAGAAAUCUCUUCUGAAGAAUAGUUAAGAGAAGACAAACAACUGCUAAGAAAAGUAUUGAUGAGCCUUAUGGGUUCUUUGGUUGUUCUUUGCUUUGGGGGAAAGGGUGGUUUUUUAACAAUUCCAGAGUUUGGAGCUCAAAACAACUUUUGCUUAGAACAGCAAGUUAAAUCUUCUGAAAUGCCUUCUCGUUUUAUAGGGGUAAUUUUUGGCUUUUUUCACCAUGAGGAGGCAUGCUUGAACGCACCACUGGUAGUCAGGAAAUGAUAUGCUGAAAUUGGUGAGAAAGAAAUCUGCAGUGUAUUUUGAAAGCAGAAAAAAGGUGUAUGUACUGUGAUCAGACUGGAAGAAAACUCAAUUUGGCAUCAAGGGGUUUCUUCAUGAAGAUUAAAAAAAAAAAAAGUUACCAGGUGCUUUGAAUAAUG